UUUUGGCACCCGCCUGCGCCCUCUUGUAUGUUCAUCCUCGGCCGAUGCCCGACAGCUUGUCGCUCAUGGGCGCCAACCGCCCCGCGGCCUGCUUUAUACCGCUGCCGGCGAUAAUGGCUAACAGUGCCUCUAUAGACCCUCACUCUGCCAAAGCCCCUGGUCGAGUUCGGCAACAAGCGCAUGAUCCUGCACCAGAUCGAGGCCCUUGCUGCCGCCGGUGUCACCGACAUAGUCUUGGCCGUGAACUACCGCCCUGAAAUCAUGGAGAAGUAUCUGGCCGAGUAUGAGGAGCAGUUCGGCAUCAACAUCACCAUUUCGAUCGAGAGCGAACCUCUGGGCACCGCCGGCCCCUUGAAGCUUGCUGAGCGCAUUCUACGAAAAGAUGACACACCAUUUUUCGUUCUAAACUCCGAUAUCACAUGCGAGUACCCCUUUAAGGAGCUUGCCGAGUUCCACAAAUCGCAUGGCGACGAGGGCACCAUAGUCGUGACCAAGGUGGAGGAACCGUCAAAGUACGGCGUCAUCGUCCACAAACCAAAUCACCCCUCCCGUAUCGACCGCUUCGUUGAGAAGCCGGUCGAGUUCGUCGGCAACCGCAUCAAUGCCGGCAUUUAUAUCUUCAACACAUCGGUGCUAGACCGCAUCGAGUUGCGACCAACAUCCAUUGAGCAGGAAACGUUCCCGGCCAUGGUUAAAGACGGCCAACUACACUCGUUCGACCUCGAAGGUUUCUGGAUGGAUGUUGGCCAACCCAAGGACUUCUUAACAGGCACCUGUCUAUACCUGUCGUCGCUCAGCAAGAAGGGCUCGAAGUUGCUCACGCCGCCUACGGAGCCGUACGUGCACGGCGGGAACGUGCUGAUUGACCCCUCGGCCAAGAUCGGCAAGAAUUGCAGAAUAGGGCCAAAUGUGACCAUCGGCCCAGAUGUUGUGGUAGGCGACGGGGUCCGGCUACAGCGCUGCGUGCUGCUCUCUGGGUCAAAGGUCAAGGACCACGCCUGGGUCAAGAGCACCAUUGUCGGCUGGAACAGCGUUGUCGGGAAAUGGGCGCGCCUCGAGAACGUGACGGUCCUGGGAGACGACGUCACCAUCGGCGAUGAGAUCUACGUCAACGGCGGUAGCAUCCUGCCGCACAAAACCAUCAAAGCUAACGUUGACGUGCCUGCCAUCAUCAUGUAAACAGAUAUCUGAUUCAUCUGACCGACGUGGUUCACGAGGUAACGUUCCGAUGUCGCCCUGCUGGUCUCGAGCGCCCUCACCCUAGUAUUCUCCUUCUGCGCGUUCGAGAUGGAAAGCGAAUACUGCCUUCAACUCCUUCUGCGUAUCACUUUCCCCCGAAGACGGAGGCGGAUUAUUUCACCGCCCGCAUUCGGAGACACAACUCUCCCCUUUUCCGCUUCCCCCUAUUUCCUGCUGGAUAAAUACACCGCCGAACCGCGCAACGACGGCCUGGCGUCAAGUCAUGAAGCAAACCGUGUCGACUUGAUUCGUUUGUUGGCGCCAAAUAAUGAGAGUCAGAACGUAAUAAGGAGAUUUGGGACUAAUGGUGGAACCUCUCUGCUGCUAGACGGGUAAAGGAGGA
Canariomyces notabilis is the source of this 1582-nucleotide messenger RNA. Its product is annotated as nucleotide-diphospho-sugar transferase. Gene Ontology annotation, molecular function: GTP binding; mannose-1-phosphate guanylyltransferase (GTP) activity. The record is from RefSeq and is a predicted model, not a curated record. The transcript has 2 exons. Bases 181 to 1179 code for a protein of 332 amino acids. Gene Ontology annotation, biological process: GDP-mannose biosynthetic process. NCBI's taxonomy places the organism in Eukaryota, Fungi, Ascomycota, Sordariomycetes, Sordariales, Chaetomiaceae. Gene Ontology annotation, cellular component: cytoplasm.